Molecule: messenger RNA, 1217 nt
Organism: Aethina tumida (small hive beetle)
Lineage: Eukaryota; Metazoa; Arthropoda; Insecta; Coleoptera; Nitidulidae
Exons: 8
Coding region: 76-1110 (344 amino acids)
Molecular function (GO): calmodulin binding
Source: RefSeq, a predicted model, not a curated record
UCAUUUAUACAUCAUUGCCAAUUUGUGCAUACAAUCAUUUAAUAUUUUGUACAUUUUUGUGCAAUUCUUUUUAAAAUGGACAAUAUUAUACCGAACUGUACAAAAUUUCAAUUUGUAAUACCUGACGGAUUAAGGGAAUUAAUUUCGGACAUCUCUAGAGAAGUCUUAAGAAGUCAACCAACAGAUUUAUAUACUUUCAUAGCUGACUAUUUGGAUGCUUUGCUACUAACUAGGGAAAAUGCAAGGGUCGCAUCCAGAUUGGUGACUUACAUAAGCCACAUAUCAAUAUUAACAGCUGAACUGUUGGAAAAGACGGGCUUAACUAGUGCUGACGUUGAACAAAUUUCAACUAUUAUACGAUCAGUUUUCAGAAGGCAAAUGCGUCUCAAUACAGAAUCCGCUCCAAUGGCAACCGAGGACGACAUAAAUGUUGUAGAUGAAAUAAUGAGUUGUGUAGAUAUACCGGAAGUUGUGGCCGAGGAGGCGGCAGAAAUUAUUCAGAGGGCCUACGAAGAUUUUAAAAAAAGACAUCAGACAGAAAAGGAUAAACUCUACGGUUUGGUAGACUGGAGAGUGGCGGCCAGAAGUGCCAUACAUUUGUAUAGGAAAACCGGCGUCACAAAAGAAGAAGCAGAUCGUGCCGCAACCUUAAUAAAAUCGGCUUAUAAAGGAUAUUACACUAGGAGAAAAAUUCGACUGGAAUUCGGGCCAGAUUUUCAGAGAAUUCGUGCGGAAUCACAAACUGAUGAUGAGGAGAUGGAAUUCACUACAUCAGAAUCUGAACUUUCUAAAAAAUCAUCAACUUUAUCGAGCACAAGCGCUGAUCAUUACAAUUUUGCUGGACAAAUUGUUGGCAACAUCGUGCAGAGAGUAUUCAGAAGAGAAGAACCAAAAUCAGCAAGUAAAUUAAAAAAAAGUAAAGAUAGCCCAAAGCAGAAGACAUCAGUACGAGUUACUGUUGAUGGUAAAGCAAUACAACCAAGUAAGGACUCAGAAAAGGGGUUUUCUAUUGAUCACUCAGAAAGUGUUCUUGACGAGAAAAUCUCAUCAUAUUUGGAUGUGGAUUCUGAUGACAGUCGUGAUGAAAUCCUUACAUCAACCAAUAUUUAACUAAAAUAUUAUUUUUAUCAUUAUUGUAAACUAGUUCUACUUUUUUAUUACCUAAUAAAAUUACAUAGUAGUACAUAAACAUAAAUAAAUUGAAAAUUAUAUUUUUA